CGUGUAUACAUGAUUGUGCUGGGUAGUCUUCACCCAUAGUGUCGACUGAACAUCUUCACUUUUCAUGAGAGGCCGACUUUAAGGAUCCCCACAAUGCUCUCUACGCGCCAGUUUGUCGCCCUUGCGGCAAUCCUGCAGGCAGCUACUCAGGCUUCAGCUCAGGACCUGAAAGAACAAGUUUGGGCGGUAUUCGCUUACACUCUAUACGGAGACCGUGUCCCGACAGCCCUGCCUCGCCCCAAUAUUUUGACACCAUAUGGUGCCAACACACUGUAUGAAGCUGGGUCCGCUUUCCGAGAUCGAUAUGUUGCAAUCCAUUCGACCGAUGUCAGUCCGAGUACGAGAAUCGAGAGCAUCUCUACAUAUGCCCUCGAAGAUGAAGAUCUUAAUAUUCUGUCUACCACCGACCCAUCGGUCAUUGCGUCCGCGCAGGCUUUCAUGCAGGGGCUAUACCCACCUCUCAACGAUACUUACGACGUGCAAUAUCCUGACCCGUCGUAUCUCAUGGCCAAUGGCAGCUUUGCGACUGCCCCUAUGGGUGGCUACCAAUAUCCGCCCAUUGUCACCGUGAGCUCGGACGACCCUCAGUCGGUCGUGGUGGCAGGCCAAGAUAAUUGCUUCCUGCAUCAGAUCGCCAAUGCUGACUACCAGGCUAGCACGGAGGCUCAGCAAAUGAUACAGGAGUCUGACGCGCUCUACAACCGUCUCUAUAUCCAGGCCCUGUCGGGCGAUUUUGACCGCUCUUCAGUCAACUAUGCGAACUCCAUUGCGGUCUCCGAAUUCCUAGAAUACCAGCUCUUGCACAACGAGACAUUGUUGCACAGCGUCAGCCAAGAGGAUAUAAGGCUCGCGCGCUGGUAUGCCGACCAAUAUACUUUUGCAACAAACGGCAACUCGGAUACAUCAUUGUCAAGCCCCAUCGAUAGCAGUGCCAUUCGCACAAUUGCAGGCCAGACACUAGCCGGGAAUAUCUUGGAUGCAUUCGACACCAAUGUUCUUUACCGGGGUACCAGUGGGAAACUGACAUUCGUCUUCGGAGGCUACGAGCCUGCUGUCGCUCUUACUUCUCUCGUGCAACUUGCAUCCCCGGCAAAUGGAAAAUUCUAUGGAAGACCUGCGCUCGGGGCCUCGCUCACCUUUGAGCUCUUCAGUCUGGAAAAUCAAUCAUUUCCAACCUAUCCUGAUCCAUCUCAGCUUUAUGUGCGGUUCCUCCUGCGCAAUGGAACAACUUCACCGGAAUUCCAAUCCUACCCGCUUUUCGGUCACAGCCCCAGCAGCAUCGAGGUUCCCUAUAGCGAGUUCAAGGCCGAGAUGCAGGCCUUUGCGCUAAAUUCGACGCAGGAGUGGUGCCUCCAGUGUGAUUCGACCUCGUCAGCUGUAUUCUGUCCGGGUGUCCUGGAUGAUGAAGACGAUGGCCCGAGUAGUAGCGCAGCCUCUUCCUCCGGACGCAAAGGAAUUAGCCCCGCCGUUGGAGGAGUCAUCGGUGCGGUUGUGACUCUAGUUGUCGUUGGAUUGAUUGCUGCUGCCGGGUUCCUGCUGCUUGGGGUUCGAGUACAGCGUGGACGCAGGCCGAGCUUGGAGGAGAUUAAAGGAGGUAUUGAUUUGGGAAGUGAUUCGAACCUGGCCCUGCGGGAACAUGCUGCGCCGCCAGCAAAGACGGCGAGGCCUUGAGUCUGGAUCUACGGGUAGGCUGAUGACCUUGAUACCAUGGAAAGCAAGAUGAGUAUAAUAAUUAAACAGCGGUC
This is a messenger RNA of Aspergillus vadensis CBS 113365, 1745 nucleotides long. RefSeq lists its product as uncharacterized. NCBI's taxonomy places the organism in Eukaryota, Fungi, Ascomycota, Eurotiomycetes, Eurotiales, Aspergillaceae. Bases 94 to 1671 code for a protein of 525 amino acids. The record is from RefSeq and is a predicted model, not a curated record. The transcript has a single exon. Gene Ontology annotation, molecular function: phosphatase activity. Gene Ontology annotation, biological process: dephosphorylation.